AUGUCAGCAAGCCUAAAAGGAAGAGGAGAGAGAUCUUUCCAAUCGUCUGUCUCAGCUCUUGAAAGCGCUGCCAAAGACGUACUUUCAUUUACCAAGAGCAUAACAACAAUUGAUGACCUCCAGCACCAGAAAUCAGAACUCCAGCGCCAGUUGGACGGUGCGGGAGUAAAGAUUCGAGAGCUCCAGGAAAAUCUGAACUACGAGAAACGAAAGAGCGAUGAUAUUUUUCUGAAAGUGGAGCAACUCGCCUCGGGAUGGGCUGAAGAGAAGACAUCUUUGGAGGCUAGGGUACGGGAAGUGACGGACAGCAGCCAAAUUGCAACGAAAAAGAAGAUGCAAGAGCUGGAGCGGCGGACGAAAGAUGCUGAGGAAAACGUGCUGCAGUGCCAGCGCCGCCUUGAAGAACAAAUUAUGAAGAACCGUAAGCUCCAGACCAUGUUGGAAGAGUCAGACUUUCGUCUAAAGACCUUGAGUCUUGACAUUGAGGUGGGGGAGGUUGAUCUAGAUGAGUAUGGCAACCAGUCUAUCAGCUGCGAGCUCAUUUGCUUACUUGGUUGCAGUCUUAGGAAGGGAUUUCAGAGUAUGGAAAAGCGCUUGAAGGUGUUCAGCUCCAAAUUCUUUGGGAGCUCAACUACUACCGAGCCAGUAUGUCCCCAGUUAGCUAAUGGUAUGUUCCAGCUAACGUUUCUUAUGCAGUCCAAAGCUCGUGACAAUACAGAGCACGUCCGGAGGAGCAAUUAUAGUCCCCGGUCUCAAUCGAUCAUUCCUCUCUCAUACGCCAAUAUUAUGUGCCCUCGGGAGCUCCUAGCUCAAUCAAUCAUCGCCAAUAGACUAUCCACCGACAUACUCACGCCUGUGUGUUUACCAUCGCCGAUGGGGCGCAUGGGUAUAGGUGAGGCACUGGGAAGAUCUUCCGGGAUUCGCCCCCGCCAGAAAGCUAUACUGCGGUCGCUCCUGGUCACCGCGUUUGAAUCGGAAGAAGUCCGGUUGCGGAAUGAACUUCUUACUACAGCUGUGUCAGAUAUCUCUCGCGAGUUGGAACCACUACUACAAUCCCAGGAAAUGCAGAAUCUCAAGGAGGAGCUUCGUGGAUUCUUCAUCUUCGCCGCAGACGUGUGGAAACCCGUGCAAAGGUCUCAAAGAUGGGUACUGGCUACUUCAGAUCUCGGGUCCUGUCUCCAACACAGCUGGCGAUACAGCGAGAGAUGCACGACUUCGGAAUUCCCGCUGUCAUCUGGCUCCCCUUCACUUGUCUUGUUCCCACAUAUAUUCGAUGAGAAUGAAGAGGAGCCGCUUUAUCCUGGGCUAGUUUGGUGUGGCAAUUCAAAUCUUAAGGGUACAGCUGAGAAUACCAGCGGUAUCCCUCCUCGCCUACAAGUAACUGAGGAGAACGAGACGAGUACGGGAACUGGGCCAGUAAUUCGAGUUGUUUCUACGCAAAUGAAGGGGCCGUCAGAGCAACUUGACGCAGGGAGAAGCUAUCUGGAACGCACAGGCGAAGGGUCCAUCAGCAGCAACGGCGAAGGAGCUACUUGGAAAACGCACAAGUGUCGUGCCAAUGGCCGUGGAAGUCGCCGGAGUAUGGCGUCAACAAGCGUCCCCACAGGAGGACUUUAA
Molecule: messenger RNA, 1617 nt
Organism: Aspergillus fumigatus Af293
Lineage: Eukaryota; Fungi; Ascomycota; Eurotiomycetes; Eurotiales; Aspergillaceae
Source: RefSeq, a predicted model, not a curated record